AUGAGACGUAUGCGGAUGCGUAGUGGGGAGAGGGGAGGUAGCAAUUCCACUCCUUCGUCUCCUACCAACUCUAGUGGACAAGAUCAGGAAGAUCAGGAUCAGCAAGAGCAAGAGCAACAAGAUCAGGAACAACAAGAUCAGCAAGAUCAACAAGAACAAAGUGACGAAUCGUCCAAUUCCAACGGUCCCUACAAAAAGAGAAAGAUUAUAUCUACUAACGCUGACAGUACCAUGCCCACACAAACACCAGCACAUACUCAUACUGCUUUCAGGAGCAAUGUCAGCCCAAAGAGAAAGAAGCACAGAAGCAAACACAAGAAUAAAAACAAGGACAAGCAGAAGCAACACAACCAAAACACAAGCAUCAGCAUAGCAUCAGACAAACACAGAGCCAACAAGCAGACACAGCAAAUUUGA
Seminavis robusta is the source of this 417-nucleotide messenger RNA. Lineage: Eukaryota; Bacillariophyta; Bacillariophyceae; Naviculales; Naviculaceae. The record is from the annotation of a GenBank genome assembly.